This is a messenger RNA of Leptopilina heterotoma, 12244 nucleotides long. Its product is annotated as DNA-dependent protein kinase catalytic subunit-like. Lineage: Eukaryota; Metazoa; Arthropoda; Insecta; Hymenoptera; Figitidae. The transcript has 13 exons. Gene Ontology annotation, cellular component: nucleus. Gene Ontology annotation, biological process: double-strand break repair via nonhomologous end joining; telomere maintenance. Gene Ontology annotation, molecular function: DNA-dependent protein kinase activity; protein binding. The record is from RefSeq and is a predicted model, not a curated record. Bases 7 to 11505 code for a protein of 3832 amino acids.
CUAACAAUGGAUUUUCAAACUUUCUUCAGCAUCUUCGAAAGAUGCAAAAGAGAAAGAAAUGGUGCAGGACUUGUCGAUAUUUUUAAAGACAGUCGCAAGUAUUUUCAAAAUAUUUCCGGCAGUGAGAGCGGAUACGUACUGGCAACUCUUUUAGAUGUCGACAAUGGUAUUCUUCGUUUCCUUCGAGAUGAAUUGGACAAAGGUGUUAAAUUAAAAAUUUAUGAAACCGUAAUUAUCCAGGGUUUUCGUUUAGUUGAAUUUGUCAUGGAGCAAUUUCAAAAUGAAUACGAGCCGUAUAUAAUAGAAACAAAGGAACUUUGUGAAUUUACUAUUAAAAUAAGAUGUACACAUUAUAUUAAAAGAGCAGCUACAUCUCUCUUCAAAAAAAUCGUUCAACUAUUUACGGAUUUUGAAUUACUUCUCAGUGAAACUGUAGAGAAAUUUGGCAAAACAUUGCAUCGUUACGACGAGAAAGAACGAAGUGAGAUUUUUAUUAUAAUGGCAGCAAUAGCCAAACAUAAUUCUUCGGAUGUAGAGAGAUUUUCUAAUGCGAUUUUUAAAUCAAUUUUGGAGGAUAUGAAAGUUCAGUUCAAAGACAUCGGAAUGACACAAUCGGCGAGAUUUCAAGAAUAUUUUGAAGCCUUAAGAGAUUUAAUGGAGUGUUUCACUCCAUAUCAGAGUGAAGAGAAAAAUAAUCUCUAUUAUCAAGAAAUUUAUAAGUUUAUCAAAGAUAUUUGUAAAUUUGACGAGGAAACAUAUGAAUUAAAUCCCGGCAAGCGUGAUCAUGGAGUUAAAUAUCACGAGAAGAAGAAAGCCGCAAAUAAUAAUACAAAAUCAGCCGUUGAAUUGUUAAUAAGACAUUGGCCAUUUUUUGGUACAAUGAUUUAUAAGGAUUAUAAAUUUUGGCAAAUGAAAUUUGAAUAUUUAUUGAAGCAAAAUGGAAAAACUGGUGAACUUGGCUGGCGUGCUAUGAAAGCAUUUUAUAAAGCGAUUGCACAAUUGUUGAGAGACAGCGAUACGAAUGAAGAGAGAAAUGUUCUUUUGUAUUUUCGGGAAUAUUUUUUGAAUUAUCUUACAAGACUCGAUUUGGAUUCAAGUCUAUUGCAACUGAUUGUUUGGGCUUAUAGUCAAAUGGCUGCACCUUGCAAAAAGCAUUUAACUACUAACGAAAUUUAUGAUAUGUAUUCUUUUAUAUCCAGGAGAUCUAUUUCACUCUAUAUGAGUGACGACGCGAAAAUUGAGGAAAUCUACAGUUAUGUGGAAUCAAUUUCGGAAAUUUUAGUUCACCUACCGAAUGUGUCGGUCAAUCAAAUAAAAUUACUGUCAAAGCUUGCGAUACUUCUGAUUAAGCGAUUUCCUGAAUUAAGAAUAUUUGUCCAGCCAAGUGCAACAAAAGCUCUCAUUAAAUCGAUCACUAAUGUUGGAUAUCUUAAUCAAAAUCUUCAACAGGAGUAUUUCUAUGAUCUAGUUUACAACGGAAUAAUAUGGACGUGUUCGAACACUUUAUACAUUGAUGCAGAGUUAGCGCGCAGUACUAUGAAAGAGAGACCAAUUUGUUACAAAAAUUAUCUGCCACUUUGGGAAGAAUUAUUUAAUUUACAAUAUUAUCGAAUUGAAACAGGACCACAAGUGAUAAAACAUUUAUCUAAAGAACUCUUUUCAACCUGCAUUUCGUUAAUCAACACUUUGAAUCUUCAAGUUCAAUCAAAUAACGAAACAAUGUUUUCCGACAUAUCCCUAUCGAUGACAGCAGAAAAUGAAACUGAUUUUCGAAUUUUCGUCAACAUGGUCGAUUUAAACAAGGAACUCUUCGAAAAACUCGAUUCCUCCCAAAUCAACGAUUGGCUACCAAAACUCCUGUACGAAAUUGUGAAAAAUUCCUACAAACAUCCAAUGGUCUCCGGCUUUUACAAAUUAGCCCACACAAUUCUUCGAAAAUCGAAAACAUACUGGAAAUCAUUGGACGAAACAAAUGAAACCUUCAAAUUAAUGUCCAAAUUUUUAUCAAAUACUUUAGAUUUAAUUUGUGGUUUCUAUCACGAAUUGCAAAUAGCGUGCGUUUAUUUAAUUCUCGAUGCGCCGCUAAAUCUAGUGGAGGACAAAUUAAAAGAAACAAUUCCCGUUUUUAAAAUUGCCCUAACUUCUGGUCUGAGUGAUUUCUCAUUGGCUGCUUGUGCGCUCGAUGCACUAGAACAAUGGACAAGGGAAUUAGCCGAAACUCAUUCGUUUGAAUUAAAGGAAUUUCUGCAAGAAAUAGUCCCUUGUCUAGAACCAUAUUUACAGAGUAAAGAAAGUGAAACGGAAUUAUUGCAAGAUAUUUUAAAAACACAGCGUAAAAAUAUCAGUCACGUUCAAUUGAAAGACGAGACAAAAACUCUGGAAGAAUUUCAAAGGAGAAUUCUCCUAUUUCUAGGCUCACUUUCCUCGGAGAUAACGGAGAAUUUUAUUUACAAAAGUUCGCAAAAUACAAAAGCAACGUGGGAUAAGAAGGAUCUAUUGGAAUACACUCUCUUCUUUCCAGACCGAAGACUUUAUAUCCAUUUCGAUAGACUUCUACCAAGAGUCAUUGAAUUAUCGCUAAGCUCCGGCGAUCGAAGGACAAGAAUAUGUGCCUGUGAAGUACUUCAUUCGAUAAUUGUGAUUAUUCUCGGUAAAACGAGAGACAUCAUCAAUAGACCAAAUCCCGAUCGAUUUGCAAAUUUAUACAAAAUUCUCUGUCCGGCAAUGUUAAAAUUGGGCUCUGAUACGGAUUUAGUUGUGAGACAAUUGUAUUGUCCGACAUUAUUGCAAUUAUCACACUGGUUGAGUUCGAAAUUAAUGUUAAAAUCGCUGUCGACUAUUUAUUUUGUCGAUUCACUCUUCGACGGUCUAACUGAUGAAUCAAAUUCAUCGCUGAGAGAUUUUUCCGGAUUGUGUUUAAAGGAAUUUGUCGAUUGGUCCAUUAAGCAAUCGUCCGACAGAGAAUUGUCGAAUUCGGCGAUUAAUAUUCAUACGAUUGUGAGAAAAAUUUGUACCUACGCUCAACAUCCUUCGCAACAAAGGAGAAUUGCGGCUGCGAUUGCAUUCAAUCAUCUUUAUUCAAGUCUACGUGAAAGGGAGGAAAUUUUGAAUGUCUAUUGGUUGGAAAUUUUCUACUCAAUUGUUAAGAGUUCCGAAGGUUGUGACAAUUUGGGAAUUACUAGUGCAAUUGGUCAUCUUGAGAAAGUAUUGAAAAUUAAGGCGAAACUUUUUAAUGCAAAAAAUUCCAAGAGAAGAAAACCUAUUGAAUUUGAAAGUGGAAAUUUGAAGAGUAGUUUAAUUUGGCUUUUGGAGCAAUGUGGAUCUUUGGAUCGAAGUUAUCGGAAGAGUUGUAUGAAAUUAUUCGAGAAUCUUCAACCAUUUGUCGAUGAUUUGAAAGGAGAGAAUUUAGUGUCUUUUUAUGUGAAAACAAAAGGAAUUGAAAGUUUUAAUUCUAUAUUUUUGGAUAAAUUGAGGGAGAAUAUCUCAGAAAUUUCCUUGGAAUCUGUGAAACCACUGCUUCGAACUUUGGAUUGUUAUAUUUGGUUUGUGAAAAAGAAACUAAUCGACUUCAAUUUAUUAUUCAACGAAGGAAAUCCUGAGAAGGAUUUAAUUUUCUCUUAUAUGAAUAAUUUCAUCAAGUGUUUUAUGAAUCGAAUGGAAACCGAAGAGAAUUCUCUAUUUAUUUCGAAGGAAUUGGAAUUAUUAGAAACUCUCACCUGUGAAACGAUUGAAACCCUGUUUUCAUUUUGUCACAAGAUUCUCAAUGCAAGCAUUUCAAUUUCAUUCCCGGAUUUUUGGAGUCAAGAUCUAUUUUCCCUAAUAUCAAUUUGUGUCCUAAAUCCCCAGGAAAUGGGAUUCGAUACAAAAAAUUUGGAAAUAAUGGAAUCACUACCAGGCAAAUUGGAUGAAUUACUAGUUGUCUUGAAAAAUAAAUCUCCCGAAGCGCUUUUGGAAAAUUUUCUAAUACAACUCUCGAGAUACGUUAAAAAAUACUAUCAAAAUAUCACAAUCAUUUAUAUUGACAUGAAAAUAGAAGUCGAAUUGAAAUUCAAUGUGAAAGGAAUGAUUUUAUUGGAGAACCAAAAAUAUUUGGAUUUAAUUCUAAAGGAAGAGUUCCAUCAAGCGAAGAAAAAAUUCCUACAAGAUAUUUUCGACCUUCUUCAACGAGAUUCCGAAGGAAGUUCACAAUUUGAGGAAAAUAAAAAAAGUGCCGUUCUCUUAAAACUCGAUACAAUAGAAUAUUUAUCAACUAUUCUAAAACUCGUCCUCGUAAAUUAUGAAUCCGAUUUAAUAGAAUUCUUGAUUAAUCUCCUAGUGAACGGAAAUCAACUAAUUAAUCAAGACAUGACAAUUUUGAAACAUGGAGAUUAUUUUUUGAGUGUAUUCAAAACUCCCCUAUUCGACGGAAUGCUGAAAAAUAUUCAAGAAACGAUGAAAAUAAUGGAGAAUUCCCUGGAAAAAAAUCCGGAUAAAUUGUUAAUGAUACUUGAGGAAUUAGUCAUAUUUACCCACAAGUGGAAAAAAAAUUACGCCCUUGAGUCUGAGGGACUAGCGAAUGAACUUUUGAAAAUAUUCCCUGUAUUGAAGAGAAUAGUCUCGAAUGUUGAACAUCGAGAGAGGGGAUUUAUGAACAUUUAUCGAACAGUCGUUCGCCUUAAGCGAAAUCCACUUGAAAUUACAAAUAAAAAGCACGACCUCUAUUUAUGGAUUUUGAACAAACUCCAAGAGAAUAUUGAUUUGGAAAAGAAGGCGUCAAUUUUGGAUGAUUUUUUAAUUUGUCUGACUGACAUGAAUAAUAAUAGUACGGAAGUUUCGUUAAUUUUGGGAUAUUUGAAAAAUGAUAGACUUAAUGUUGAUGAGAAUAAUAUUAAUUCUUUGAAAGUCGCUGCUUGUUUUCAAACAAUGCUUUCACAUUUACCAUUGACGAAAUCGACUGUUCUUUACGAGGCGAUAAUUAAUUUUGCCGCAGGAUAUUGCGAGCGAUUGUAUAACGAAAAAACGUCCAGUGUUAUCGAAAACUAUUUUCAACAAAUAGAGGAAAAUGUUCUAACAUCACUCAAUAUUGCCUAUAAAUUAUUCAUGAAUUCCGGAGUAUUAACCGUCAGGUUUGAUAUUUUACGCCGAUUUCUCCUGCCUUCGUUUCAAUUUUCCAAAUCUGGUGCCAUAGAAAAUUUUUUUGUGAAAAAUGCCAAGGAUAUUUACUCGAGUCUAUUAAUUGAACUCAAAGGCGACGCUGAGGAGGAUUUGAGACGACAGAUCGUGUCAAAAAUAGGAGCCUACAAUCUUUUUGAAAUAAUGUUCGCCAGAGUUGAUUUGGAGAAAAUCACAAGCACCGAGAGUCGAAUUGCGAGGAAUAUUUUCGAAAAACCCAGCGAAAAGGAGCUGAUGGUGAAAUUAUUGAAACAAACCCUAGCGGAACGAAAAACAAAAUGUUUACACGAGAAUAUCAGAGAAAUUACGAGAUUACUUCACUGCGCCGCUUAUAAUUGUCAUAUUUCCAUAAUAAGUCUGAAGGAAGAGGAGAAAUUUUAUUCCUGGACCUUCACGGAAAAUAAGCAAGAAGGGAGUUUAAUUUGGGAGAAUAUUAUCGAUCGGGAAAAGAAAUAUUCACUUCGACAAACAUUUAAAGAAUACCCAAAGCAGAAAAAGAAGUUAAUCAAUAUUAAAAAAAGGGAUAAAUCUAUUUCUGAACAAUCCGAGAACUUUAUUUUUAGGUACAAUAUCGCUUCGUCGACUCUGGUGGAAAAUAUGGAUUCGUACGAUUUUAAUGAAGCGACACUUUUGACGAAGAAUCAAGAAGAUCAAACAAUGAGUUUGACUUUCGAAUGUGACGAUUUUAACGAACACGAGUGUAUGGCUUCUUUGUCUGGAAUUUUGAUCCACAUGGUUCGGAAUGAUAUCUUUGUUCCCCAAGAGGGCACGACGGAGAAUCAUCCCAAGUGGAUGGGGAAUUUUUUCCGAUCCCUGAAUACGAACUACGAUAACGUUCGAUUAUUUCUGCUGAAAGUUAUCUGCAAUACCCAAGAUAUCUUCAAACCCUACAUGUCUAAUUUUUUGGGUAUUAUUCUCAACGUUGUCAACGAAUAUCUAAAGUCAAAUUUUCUCAACUAUAUAAUCACCGACGUUCUUCUUCUCCUCAUCGAUUGGCAAGUGAAACUUUCCGAAAAAUACACCGAUCAGGCACAAAAUCUCUUGGAGCAUUUAAUCACCAAAGCGGAUGUAAUCCAAAACCGCAGCGUUCGUGCCUAUAAUAUCGAACUAAUAAAAAUGAUUCUCCAAAAUUGGGGCGAUCAGCUAAAACUCCCGGAGGCAAUCAACGAAAAAAUGAAAACAGCCCCAGAAUUUGCGAUUCAACUAAUUUUCGUCUUCCUCGACAAUAAGUUACAAAAUCUGGUGGGGAAUGCAGAUCUAGUGGAUUUUGUCCAAAAAUCGUUCGACGAUUGGAAACGAGAGGAGGAUGUCGUUUUGCAUAAUUGCACCGCUUUGGGUUUGAUAGCAAAAUAUUCGGAUAAUGACUCAUUGAGAUUGAAAAUAAACGAAACGUUAUCCACCGUUUUUCGGAAAAUGCAAGUGGCUGAUAAGAGUCGAUUGAUUAAGUGUAUCCACACUCUGGUUGUGAGUUAUCCCCCAUGGAUUGAGAAUUUUUUCGAAUUUGUUCGCAACUACAUUGGCGAGGUGGACAAUUUGGGAAAAGCCAAGUGCCUCGAGAUAUUCAGCUCGAGAAUUCCGUCCCUAACCACCGAGGAAAUAAAAAAGGAAUUAGGUUACUUGAACUUUGAGAAUUUACUAAAGAACAAAAUUCUCACUUGUGAAACCAUCGGUCUCGAUAUAAUCGACAAAUUAGUCCCAAUCUUCGACGCGGGCGAUAUGCUUCCCUUAGCAGAGUUAUCAAUUCCCUAUUUGAAAAACGAAUCCUCUGAAUUACGAGAAAAAGCCUAUGAUAUUUUUAUAAAAAUCAAGAAUAAAUAUGGAACAUACCAUACAAUUGAAUUCGACGAGAAUAAAUUACGCGACAUGAGUGAAGAAAUUCUCCUCCUUGGAUUAUUGGACACCGCCGAGAAUUUGUACGAAAAAUUAAUAAACUACUGGACUGAGAUUGUUUCCCAACCGGAGAAAUUAGUGGAACGUUUAUUAAAAAUCCUGCAGCAGUACAAACCGGAAGUGGAACAAGUCUAUCUUCUCUAUUUCUGCCUCUCGAUUCUACGACUCACGAACAAAUCGAAAGAAUACUAUGAGAAUAUAUUCAAUGAAAAAUUAGAGGAAUGCUCAUUUGUUGACUACGAGAUAAUGCUGAAUUGGAGAGCGAAAAAUUUGGGUUCGAUUGCACCGCUGUUUGCAAAAUCACUUGCCAGUCAAAUGUCACAAAUGGUCUCGAAGACCUUCACUCAGUCUUCGACUUUCGCCUCAUCGCUCAGGGGACAAUUAUUAAGAGCCACAAUUGAUCCAAAUUUUCUACCAACUGCUCAGGAUGCUUCGACAUCUAGAACACUGUCCGAAAAUUCAGAUUCGGUGUUUAAAAUUCCAGACCCUGCUUUCAAUAAAAAAUCGAAACGAUUUCUUGGUCGAGGUGGGGAGACGAGUGAAUUUUUGCAGCACUUCGUUAAAACUUAUCGACAACAUGACGAAAUGGUGAGGGAAGAAGUUGUGAGACAAACGAACGUUGUGAAACUUUAUAGAAAAUAUCGUUACGGCGAUUUUCCUGAUAUUCAAAUUCCCCAUUCGAGUUUAUUGAUUCCCCUACAGGAAUUGGCGAAGAAGGAUUCUUUGAUUUGUAAAAAUCUUGUUGUGAGCAUUAUUUGUUCGUUGUUGAGUGAUUUGAGCACAACGAGGCCUAGGAAUGAGCAAACAAUGUCACAAAUUUUCAGUGGUAUGAGGAGAAUUUUGGAAAAUCGUGGUUCAACUUGGACACUUGCGGCAGUUUUGGAAAUAACUUUGGCGAAAAAAGUUUGUUGUUAUGAGCCGGAUUUGGUUGGUCGAGCGACAAAAGUCAGUGGUCUUUAUUCCCUUGGUGCUCUAUAUUUGGAAAAUUAUAUGAUUCAUGGUCCUGAUGAUGUUUUAGAACCUCCGGAAAAAAGACGGAGAAAUGAUGAUGAGAAUUUAAAUUGUGAACCUUCAAUUUAUCUCGCUAGAAUUUACAAAUCGAUGAAUGAACCUGAUAUUGUUUUGAGUAUUUUCAAGAGUGAACUGUUCAGUGGGAAACUUCAGGAAGCUUCGCUGGCGCAGAGUUCGGGCGAUUUCACGAGAGCAAGAAAAUCAUACGAGGAAGCUUACGAAAUUGAAAAUAAUUUUGUCAAAGAACACUGUCUUCAGGAAUCAUUCGAGUGUUUAUGUCAUCUUUCCCGUUGGGACAUACUCGACAAAAAAGUACAUCAAGCAUCGGGAGAAAAUUUCAAUAACGUCUGGAAUGAUACCGAGCAAGAGGAAUGGCUCCUUCCAUGGAUUUUCCGUGUCCAUUUACAUAAAAUUCUCAAAGGCGAUCUCACAAAAAAUCGUGACACCGACAGAUUAUUGCAUUUCUUAGGUUGCAUUGACGAUUGGAUAAGAGGUGAAAAAUUACCCAAAAUAAAGCAACGUUUCGGCGAGGAAAUGGCGAAUAUUUACAUGAUCCCAGAGAACGAGAGACUCGAAAUAGCUCGCGACUAUCUAAAAUCAAGUCUCGACGACGCUCGAGAAAAUUGGCUCCGACUAAAUCCACUUUCAGAGAAACUUCGUUCGCGUCUCCUUCGAAAAUUACGUGGAAUCAGUAGCAUUCAAUUAUUUUUCAAAACACUAAAAUCCGCCAAUUUAACGCAAGCAGUUCAAGAUUUAUUGAAGGAAUGGAAUCAACAUUUACCAUCGUCGAAUGACGAUCUUCUCCUUUGGGAGACUCACAUGAAUUAUCGAAUGCACUUUGCGACUAUUUUAAUGAAUAAAUUCGAGAGCGAAGAAAACGAAAGUAUUCUAGAAGAAAUAAAAUCUAACGACAUUCAGCAAAAGAUGAAUUUUCUCGAUUUUGCCAUCGAGAGACGUAAUAAUUUCAUAGCCAAAAAGUACGUCAUUGAUUUAGAGGAAACAAUCAAAUCGUCAGGUUUGAAAAAAUUGGAGUUCAAAUUAUCGACAUCAAAAUGUUUUCACCUAAUGGGCGAAUUCACGAACGAUAUGUCGAAAAAACUCUCCCACAUUUCCAAAUCGUGGAAGUACGUUCACAAUUAUCUCGAAUCAAAUGAAUCCGAAUUGUCGCAAAAAAUUCCCGCCUUGCAGCACGUGACAACUUUAACACUACUUUUGGAAAAUAUUCUCAACGAAAAUCUUGUGGAAAAAAUUCUCUCUAUUGAUUUUUCCUCAAAAUUCAAAGAACGAGCGACUGAUAUCCAAAGUUUGAGGACAAAUAUAAUCAGAUACGGAUUAUCGACACUGAAGGAAAGUUGCAAAAUUGCCGAAAUGAGCGACAAAGCCGAGUGUUAUUUCAAAUUAGUGACACACUGUUACAAUCGACUGUCACUCGGAGGAAGCAACGAAGAAAUUCGUGAAUUUUUCAGCGCCACGCUAAAAGCAAUGAUUCACGGUUCUUCCAAAGCCGCUCACUAUUUUCCCUGCCUUCUAAAAUCGGAAUACCUUCAAGACGAGUCGACGAAAAAAAUAUUCACUCAAGAGUGCGAAAAAAUAGAAACCUGGUUAUUUAUCACUUGGCAAUCGCAGAUAUUCUCCCACUUGGGUGGUCCAUUCGCGGAAAUUUUAAUUCCCAUCGUCGAUCGUUUAGUUCAAGACUAUCCCAAUGCAGUGAUGUUCAAUUUCCGGCUGACAAUUGAAUCAAAUCGGGAUUUAUUGACUAACACAAGAAUAUUGGCAAUAAAGGAAAAAUUGUACAGUAAACCCGGUGUUGAGGGAUUUUUAACAGCAAUGCACUACGUCGCACAACCGGAAUUAUACCAAAUUUAUCAUCUCACGGAAAUUUUGAAGAGAAUCCAACAGGGAAAAUCAGUGGGAAAAGGGGAAAUUUUAGAAAAACUGUUUCCUGAGAAACAUUCCGAAUUAUUGUACUGUGGUGCACUUUUCAGGCAAGUGUCGAAAAAAAUUGAGAAUUUCAAGAGUGAGAUAGAAAAUUUGAAUGAGAAGUCUCAGACGGAAUUGAAGGUGACAAUAAAAAAAAUUAUUGGCAUUUUGAAAAAGAGUUUAAACGAGAGAGUUGAAAAUAAGAGUAUUUUUCAAUCGAAACUGAAAGAUUAUAGUCCGUGGUUGCAAAAAUUAAGAGCAUUGGAGAUUGAAGUACCUGGUCAGUAUUUGAGUAAUCGGAAACCAUUGCCUAGAUAUCAUGCGAAAAUUGGAAAAAUUGAAUCCUAUAUUUACGUUAUUCAUCGAUCAAUAAGAAAACCAAUUAAAUUGACGAUCGUUGGGAAUGAUGCGAAGAAUUAUAAUUUUCUGGUGAAAUUUGGAGAGGAUUUGAGAAACGAUCAACGAAUUCAACAGGCAUUUGAUAUUAUGAAUAAAAUAUUACAAAAUGAUAUUUCUUGUGCGCAGCGACAUUUAACGAUUGAUACUUAUCAAGUAAUUCCCUUCUCGUUGAGUUUGGGACUAAUAGUGUGGAUCGACGAAAUGAAAACCCUCGACGAUUUCAUUGAUUUCACACUCACGUGUGAAGAAACAAAUCAAUGUUCGUUAAAUAUCGAAAAAUACGACGAAUGGAUAAGAAAAGCAUCGUCAGGAAGGAGUUUGGCCUAUAAGGAAUCAUUGAUCAAGUACAAUGCAAAAGCAGUUGUUGCAAAAAUGAAAGAACUCGUUAAAUCAAUAAAUGGCGAUGCAUUGAGAAAAACAUUUUUCACACUGAGUCCAUCGUUUGAAAGUUUUCUCUCACUUCGUAAUAAUUUUAUUGCCACCUACGGGACAAUGUGCACAGCACAAUGGAUAAUGGGAAUUGGAGAUCGUCAUUUGGAAAAUAUUCUCAUUUCAGUGAAAUCAGGAAGAUGUCUUGGCAUUGAUUUUGGCUAUGCUUUUGGUGCUGGUGUCGAUAUUAGUAUUCCCGAAAUGAUGCCAUUUCGAUUGACACCACAAAUUCUAAGCUUAUUUAAACCAUUCGCCGAAAAUGGUCCAUUUGAGGCGACAAUGGUUUUUGUUUUAAAGGCAUUGCGAAGGGAGAAGGGACCAUUGAUGGCAUGUCUCGAUGUAUUUAUCAACGAGCCUUUGAACUGGUUGGAAAAUAUUCAUCAAUUCUCGAAAGAAAAUCAAGAAGAAUCCGAAGAUGUGAAUUGGUUACCAAUAAAGAGAGUGGCUACAGUUGCGCAAAAAUUGGAUGGAAAAAAACCCUCACUCAUAACUUUAGAGGAAUUAAAAUUAGUUCAUGGAGAUAAAAAAUAUUAUUGGCGAUAUUUGGAUAUUGUUAAUGGAACCGAGGAAGAUCACAAAACGCUUCGAGCCAAAAUUAAAAAUGAUAAUCUCACUGCUGAAGAACAGGUGCAGUGUUUAAUUGACCAGGCAUCGGAUUUUAAUAUUUUGGGUCGCACUUAUAAAGGAUGGCAACCGUGGAUGUAAAAGAAAUUACGUCCGUAUUUUUAAAAUUUAUGUUAAUUAUUUUAUUUCUUUUUAUUAUUAUUAUUAGCGAAUAGUUUUUUACUUCGAGAAAUUCUUGAAUUUUAAAUAAUAUUUUAAAAAUUAGCGCCGAAAAAUAUCGACCAAUCAGAGGCCAUCUUUGCACAAGCCAAUAGGAAAUCUGGUGCCACGUGUAUAUUUCCACAGUGUUCGAAAGAAAUCAACUUGUCAAAAAUUGUUUUUGAUUGUUUUGUUAUGUCAUUUUCAAAAAUGUUACGAAUAUAAAAAGAAGCCUAUUUUUAUUACACUUUGUUGUAUACACUUUGUAUAUAGUUGCACAACGUAUUUAAUUGUAGGAGUGAAAAGGUGAGAAUAUUUCAUUAUUUUUUUAAACGCCGACAGCCGCACUGCCAAUUCCUAACCUCAAAAGAAAAAUAAUCUUUAUUUAUCAAAAAAAAAUCCAAAAUUUAGCUCAAGUUGUAUUUUUUUAAAGUGUAUUGUAAAACUUUCUUUCGUCCACAUAAUUGUUUUGAUUGUAAUAAAAAUAUUUUUUCUAAAAUAAUUUUAUAAAAGUACAAAAACAUUUUUCAAUUUCCCAAAAUUUUUUUUGAAUUAAAAAAAACAUAUCUUUAAUAUAUUUAAUUACAUAAUUAUAAAUAUAGACUGGAAAGUGAAAUUAGUCUCGAAAAUUGUUGAAAAUAACUAAUUAAAUAAUUUUAAUUUCAAGAAUACUAAAUAGUGA